Messenger RNA from Microstroma glucosiphilum, 2497 nucleotides. RefSeq lists its product as hypothetical. The record is from RefSeq and is a predicted model, not a curated record. The coding region runs from base 73 to 2388 and encodes 771 amino acids. Lineage: Eukaryota; Fungi; Basidiomycota; Exobasidiomycetes; Microstromatales; Microstromataceae. The transcript has 2 exons. Gene Ontology annotation, cellular component: U2 snRNP; catalytic step 2 spliceosome; U2-type prespliceosome. Gene Ontology annotation, biological process: mRNA cis splicing, via spliceosome; regulation of alternative mRNA splicing, via spliceosome. Gene Ontology annotation, molecular function: RNA binding.
CGUCGACGUCGAGCUCAAGGCGAAGCUGACUGUGUCGCCCUUCCUCACCUCGUAACCGCCUGGCAGACCGAUAUGGCUCCCGCCCUCGAUCUACCCCCGCCUACCAAUGGCGGUCCAUCUGCCUCUCGGCCCCGCCCGACGGUGGAAGACGUAGACGAGAUCACUGCCGCCUCUUCCUCCUCGUCCAAGCCAAAGUUCUCCACUGGCGGACUCAUCUACCCGCCCCCAGACAUCCGCACCAUUGUUGACAAGACGGCCUCCUUUGUAGCUCGAAAUGGCACUUCCUUCGAGGCAAAGAUCAAAGGAGAUGAGCGGGCGAAUGUGAAAUUUGGCUUCUUGAACGAGGGAGACGUAUUCAAUGCUUACUACAAGGCAAGGAUCGAGUUCGUCAGGGACGGCACAGGACCCCUGGCAGAGAGUGGAGCGGCAGGCCCUGCACCCUCAGCGGGAGGCAGUGCUGGAAACGGUCAGCUCGUACGGGUCGAUGGCGAAGCAGCCAUGGAACUCGAGAGACAGGCAGACGAGGCCUCCAAGCCCGAGGAGCCUCGCCAGAUGCUCUUCUCUGCCGAGCUGCCCAACAUCACAGCAGUCGACCUUGACAUCAUCAAACUCACCGCCCUUUUUGUCGCCCAGCGCGGUCGCUCCUUUGCCACUGCUCUCCUGUCCAGAGAAGGCAGGUCCUUUCAAUUCGAAUUCCUCAGGCCUACGCACAGCCUCUUUGGCUUCUUCAACCGCUUAGUGGAGCAGUACAGACUAGUCAUUGAGCCGCCAGUGGAACUCGAGCAACAGAUCGAAGUAGAAGCUGGGGACAGGAAUAGCAAGCUUGGCAUGGGAGCGGGUGGAGCAAGGCAGAGUGUGCUGAGGGAGGCUCGCAAGAGGAUGGAAUGGCAGAAGUGGAUGGACGAGCGGAGAAAGAAGAGGAGUGAGGAAGAGGAGGUCGAGAAAGCUGCUUUCGCCGAAAUCGACUGGCAAGACUUUGUCGUCGUCUCCACUGUCGAGAUCACAGAGCAAGACGCUCACAUCGACUUGCCGGUACCAAUGUCCGUGCGGGAAGUAGAGAGCAUGACAAUGGCGCAGAAGAGGAUGGCUGCGAUGAUCAUGGAAGAAGAAGGCGCAGACGAAGAGGAAGCCGUCGAUCGUGUGGGGAUCGUCGAUUUGCCUGGCGAGGCAGGAGCGGUUCAAGAGGACUCAGCAGCUCCUGCAGGCGCAGAAGAUGACGACGAGAUGCAAAUGGACGACAGCGACGAGGAGACGUCUCCAAAUUCAAAGCCGCCGCCUUCCUCUGCCGCCACACGAAGUGCAGCUGGCGCACCACCCCCUGCUAUGAAGAUCCGCAAAGACUAUCUCCCCAAGACUCUUGCGGAACGGAAAGCAGCCCAGGUUCAAACGACGAUUUGCCCAGUCUGCAAAGAAUCGAUACCGACUGCCGAGAUGGACGAGCAUGUGAGGAUCGAGUUGCUCAACCCGCGCUAUCGAGAACAGCGAGCAGACCUGGAGGCAAGAAGGGCUCAGCACGCUGCGCUUACAUCCGGAGCGGACCCUUCGCGCUUCUUGGGCACCUUUGCUCGAGCCAGAACAGACAUCUUUGGCUCUGAGGGUCAAGAAGAGUCUCAAGCAAAGAGGGAAGAGGAGGAGCGGAGAAAAGCAAAAGAGAGGGAGAAGAUCGUCUGGGACGGUCAUGCUGCCAGCCGGAUCAGGACCACUCAGGACUUCAAUCGGCCUGAGCUGGUGGAGAGUACACUAAAAGACUACCAAGGAAGAUUCAAGCCCAAGGACACUGAGAGCAUCGGUCCCCAGGGUCGACCAAAUAUACCCGGCUAUCCGCCAGAGAGCGCCCCUACCGGACCUGGAGGCAAGCGAGGGGUGGACGAGAGCUUUGCGCAACCGCCGCCUGCACAACGCCCUGCUCACGAGAGCGCUACCGGCUCACCAGCUCCCUUUGUGCCGCCUCCUCAAGAUGGCUCAACAAUGUCAGCCGCUCCAACUGGUCCGCGUCAAGCCUACCCUCCUCCGUCUCAUCUGGCAGGUCAGGCGUAUUCACAUGCACCACCGCCGGGUUCUCAAUCGCCCGCGCCUCCCUCUCAGAUGCUGACUCUGACGCUGCAUCUACCAGCUCCCCACUCCCACAUCCUCACCUACGACGACUUGCCCCUCACGGCCACUGUCUCUACGAUCAGAGAUCGUGUGCAUGCAGAAGUCUUUGCAAAGGGAGGGUUGGGAGCCAGCAGGAUCAAGCUCAGGCUGAGGACCAAGGCCGAGGGGGCGGCGGCUGGGAAGAUGCUGAAUCUGAAGAUGGGACUGGGAGAGGUGGUUGCGCUUGCCUAUGAGGAGAGGGGAGGAGAGGAGAACACGGCAGGAGCAGAGGAGAUUGAUGUUCUCGUCAAAUAGCUGUGCCUUCCACCUGUACCUGUACCAUUGGUCCCGCGAGCCAUGUGUACCAUUGCAAAAGCAUCCUGACGUGCAAAUCAUUCCACCCUUGGCGGUAUGAACAUCAUCG